ACUGAAGAGCGCUGAAAUCCAAAGCAGUAAAGCCCAAAGGACUAAAGGACCGAAGGACUUUAAGCCCGAGAAGCAAGGACAUGCUAUAAAAGCCUGUUACAGGCUCCAUAAAAGAAUUUGUAGGAUUUGUCUUUGCGGGACAAAGUUUUCUAGAUAAGCUGGUUUUUCUUGAGCAAUCCUGAGGACAUGGAUUGGGGCACAGCUCUCUGGGACCAGCAUGAUGCGAUUGAGAAACACACCCAGUUGGGGCUGGACCUGGCAGAUCGCUAUGUGAAGUUUGUCAAAGAGAGAACAGACAUCGAACAGCUCUACGCCAAACAGCUCAGGGCUCUGUGUAAAAAAUAUUCACGGAGAGGCAGUAAAGAGGACCAAGACACGAAGUUCACCAAUCAGCAGGCGUUUCAGGAGGUGCUGAAUGAGCUGAACGACUACGCCACUCACAGAGAGCAGCUGGCCGAUAACAUGAGCGUCAGCAUCUGCACGGAGCUCACCAAGCACCUCUACGACCUGAAACUGGAGCGCAAGACUCUUCUGGUUGAGGUUAAGAAAGCCCAGCAGAAUCUUGAGAACAGCUUCAAACAGCUUGAGUUGGCUAAGAAGCGUUUUGAGAAGGAGUGGAAAGAAGCCGAGAAAGCCAACCUGCAAGCAGAGAGAGCCGAACAGGACUCUAACUCCACCAAAGUGGAUGUAGACAAGGCCAGGCAGAAUGCUCAUCAACGUACACACGCAGCAGAUGAGUGUAAGAACGAAUACGCUGCUCAGCUCCAGAAAUACAACAAAGAACAGAACAAUUUCUACCACAGCGAAAUGCCUUCGAUAUUUAACAAGCUGCAGGAGGUGGAUGAGAAGCGAAUCAAGAAGUUGGCUGAAGGUUACAGGCUGUUUGCUGAUACAGAGAGGAAGAUGCUGCCAGGCAUCAGCGUCUGCCUGGAUAAAAUCACCGCAGCCAGCAACAAGACCAAGGAGAAACAGGACUCUUUGACACUCAUUGAGCAACAUAAGUCUGGCCUAGCGCCCCCUGUUGACGUGGAGUUUGAGGAUUACAGUCAAGGCAUCAAACCUGCGUCGAUGGAAGCCCCACACAUCUCAAGGGGCCGCAUUAAACAUUUAUUCAAGAAGAACAAGCAGGCCGGACCAUUAGAGAAAAACAUGCCCCCUCCAGUGGAGGAUUUCUCCCACCUGCCUCCAGAUAAGAGGAAGAAGCGUCUGCAGGAGAGGAUAGAUGAGAUCAAAAAAGAGCUUCACAAAGAGAUGGACAAAAGUAAUGGUCUGGGUAGGAUGAAGGAGGUUUAUGAGAAGAACUCUCAGCUCGGCGACCCCACUAGUCUGGAACCCCAGAUCAACCAGAUCGCUCACAACAUCAACAAACUGAAGGGGGAGCUGCAGAGAUACGAGGCUUGGCUGAGUGAGGUUGGAGGAGUCAGUACACACAGCAACAACCACAACAAUACGUAUGUCACUGUGCUUGAGUCCAAGCUGAGUCCCUCUCAGCUCAGUGAUGAUGUCUAUGAGUUUGAUGAAGACUUUGAUGAUGACGAUGAUGUACCUGCUGCUCAGUGCCUGGCACUCUAUGACUUUGACGGUGCCAGCGAGGGAGCGGUCAGCAUGGAGGCUGGUGAGAGGCUGAGCAUGAUAAACAAGGAUCAGGGUGAUGGCUGGGUGCACGUGAGGAGAAUCAAUGGAGAUGAAGGAUAUGUUCCUGCAUUGUACAUCAAAAUCAUCUGAAAAUGAUCAAAAUCAUUUUAGUGUAAAUCUCCAAAAGAAUCAUCUGAUAUAUCUCCAAAAGAAUCACCUGAUAUAUCUCCAAACGUAUCAUCUGAUAUAUCUCCAAAAGAAUCACCUGAUAUAUCUCCAAAAGAAUCACCUGAUAUAUCUCCAAAAGAACCACCUGAUAUAUCUCCAAAAGAAUCAUGUGAUAUAUCUCCAAAAGAACCACCUGAUAUAUCUCCAAAAGAAUCACCUUAUAUAUCUCCAAAAGUAUCAUCUGAUAUAUCUCCAAAAGUAUCAUCUGAUAUAUCUCCAAAAGAAUCAUGUGAUAUAUCUCCAAAAGAAUCAUCUAAUAUAUCUCCAAAAGAUUCACCUGAUAUAUCUCCAAAAGAAUCACCUGAUAUAUCUCCAAAAGAAUCAUCUGAUAUAUCUCCAAAAGUAUCAUCUGAUAUAUCUCCAAAAGAAUCAUCUGAUAUAUCUCCAAAAGAAUCACCUGAUAUAUCUCCAAAAGAAUCAUCUGAUAUAUCUCCAAAAGAAUCACCUAAUAUAUCUCCAAACGUAUCAUCUGAUAUAUCUCCAAAAGAAUCACCUAAUAUAUCUCCAAAAGAAUCAUCUGAUAUAUCUCCAAAAGAAUCAUCUGAUAUAUCUCCAAAAGAAUCAUCUGAGACAGCUCCAAAAGAAUCAUCUGAUAUAUCUCCAAACGAAUCAUCUGAGACAGCUCCAUCUGAGUCUUGCAUAAGGACCCUUAUUCGUACAGCAUGGCAUUCUUUACUUUAAGUUCAGUCUUCUGAGAGGGAAGUAGUGUUAGCCCCUGCUCUACAUCAACAGACCCAUUAUUCAGCAGAGGCAAAGCACAGGACCAUAGAAACCAAAAUUCUGAAAAUAUUAGAAAACAUUCCAAAUUUCUGAUAUUAUUUAAAUUAUUUCACUGUUUAUGGACAAUGCUUAAUAUAUUCGAGGUUGACAUGUUCAGCUAUGCAUGAGAAAUAUGUUUAAUUCCUAUAGAGACUCUUUAUGUUCUUAUACAGUGUCUUCAUGUCCAAAUUGGUUUCGUUUUCUUGUUACUUUCUCUUUUUUCCUCCAAGUGGUGCCAUGUUUUCGAUGUUGGACAGUUUUUCCGUUUGGUUCCUUGCUCCUACAUGUCUUGACACAUUUGUUACCAAUAGUACCAAUAUUACUUUUGAGGCAUGUGA
This is a messenger RNA of Pygocentrus nattereri (red-bellied piranha), 2900 nucleotides long. RefSeq names its product thyroid hormone receptor interactor 10b (gene trip10b). Gene Ontology annotation, biological process: signal transduction. Gene Ontology annotation, molecular function: protein binding. The record is from RefSeq and is a predicted model, not a curated record. NCBI's taxonomy places the organism in Eukaryota, Metazoa, Chordata, Actinopteri, Characiformes, Serrasalmidae. The coding region runs from base 187 to 1725 and encodes 512 amino acids. The transcript has 15 exons.